CUGUCGAAAUGGCAUAUUGCGCCAGGAUAAGAACAAAGUCUGAGCCACUUCAGACCUGACAAGUGUUGGGCCUCGAUGGACUGCCAAAACAAGUUCCAGCAAUUUUGGUGUUCUGCUUCAAACAGGCUGCCAUGGAAAUUAAAGUGCUGUCUAAAUUAGGAGUUAAAAUUGCAGAUGUGGCUCCUUCAUCGCUGCCCCUGGGGGGCUCUAGGUGGAUGCGUUUGCAUUACUCAAGCGUUAUUUUGUGCAGAAAUAAGAAAGAUGCCGAUCAAAAUAGGAGGAGGUUAUUCUAACUUGAUUGACAGUUGAGCCGGGCGUGGUUUCAGUGCAUCAGCGGACACGCCCACGGCGUUGGAACGGUGGAGCGAGUGACUUGAUUUUUCACCAAUCUGAAGCCUCGGUCUGUUUACUUCGUUUAUCGUGACUUGUGAAAUUGUGAAAUUGUCGGGGUUGUAAACACCCUUCUUCCGUAUCGUCUCAAAUUUACAUUCCCCCCCCCCCCACUUUACACGGAAUUUCAUGAAUUGACAUAAGAGCCAUAGCAUUGUUGUUGUUUUAUACACUGAUGUGUGUGCGCGUGUGUCCUUUCAAAAAAAAAAAACCUAGAAGUUAAGCCCCCACCCAUGUUUGUUUUGAUGUAGCUCAUGAGUCAUGAAGAUUGGCCCGCAAAGCAAACAGGCGUGCGCGGUGCAAUUGUGCGGCGCUGGUACGCAUUUGUUGCCCUGACAGCACGAAGGCGGCGGUGCCACCCCGUCGCCGCAAUUGGGCGCCCGGGAUGCGGGCCGUCGCUGCAUCAGCCGGCGGCUUCCAAUCCGCUUGAACGCCGAGCGAGCGAGUCACGAGGUCUGCUGGGGGGAGGGGGGGGGCGCGUGCGCUUGUGUGUGUUAUUUUCGCCCCUCCACGUGUCGGUCCGGGCCGAGCAGGAGGCGGGACCCAAACAAAGCACCUGAUUGGUCCGAGCGCUGUCACCAGCUUUUUGGCGGCUAAAGGAGGAACGCGGCUCUUAAAGAGACACGCACUUUGUUUUGAUUCCAAAAUUGAAAUUCCACUGACCACUGUCGGCAAUCAAAAACGUGCGUGCGUGUGUAGGUGUGUUUAAUCCUCUAUAACUAAUGUUGAAUUGAGUUUAGCUGAGUAAACAUCGUCUAUCCAAAUACCAAAAUAACCAAUCACGACAUCAUUUUGUCCAAUGAAGGCCAACGAGUGUGAUGUCAACAUAUGCGACAGUGGGCAAGUUUGGGGUCAUCGGUAAUCUUCAAUCAAGUGCAACCCGUGUACAGAUAUUAGCGUUUUUGCACAAUGGCCGGAAGCUGAUUCGGAUGGUGAAGAAGCGGACGAUUUUGCAUCAUUUGGCAAAGACGACAUUUUGUUGUUGAUGUUGGUCGGUGGAAGUGCGCGCUUAUUUCCGCCUUGUAUGAGUUCUUCUAUUCGAUGCUGCUGCUGAUAAAUGCCAUGUUUUUCGAAAAGGCUACCCGAUGACACCCCCGCGCCCUCCCCCGCCCCCUCUCUCUCUCUCUCUCGAUGAGCUGGAAUGGGUGUGCUCUCCAAAGCGAGGCGGGCGGAGUCUCCAGCAAACUCCGGCAAAACACGAGCCUCGCGCCGCCUCUACACAAACACGCCGCAAGCCGCCGGGAAGCGAGCAUCGGAGCUAAAGGCGAGCCUGUCGCGGCUGCGGGGAGGCGGAGACGAACCGACUUGACAAGAUUGCACCCAUUCGAACGGAAAGCGCUUUUACCGGCGGGAGUUUAGCGCCGAGGCGUCCGAUGGACGAUGAGGAGGAGGACACGUCGCGGCCCCGGGGGGCGCCCUUGGCCGACCUCAAGUACGGCGAGCGGGCCGCGCGGAUCCCGUCGCCCGCUCUCGCCCUCGUGCCGCGCGUCCGCGACGACGACGGAGGCGGCAUCUGCGCGCUGGCCUGCGACUUGCAAAUGCAGCCUGGCGUACCCUUUCACGACAACGCCACGUGGCGCUGGCACUUCCCCGCCCGGUUCGAGCCCCUGGAGGACCGGGGAGCGAGGCGAGUCGCCGCCGCCGAGGAAGAGAGGCGGCGGCGGCGAGAGGGGGAUGACAGGACGGCGGAGAGGCCCGGCCGGCGGCAGCGGGCGGCGCCCAGCGCCGAGGCGCAAAUCGGACAGAAACUCCGGGAGAUCGGAGACAAGUUCCAGCGGGACCACCUCGAUGCGUUCCUGAGGCAGCAAAGACAAAACCUGCCCGCCUGGAUGCGCCUCACCAUGGCCCUGUUUGGCUUCCUCUUCCCCAGGCCGUUUGCCGUCCCUCCGCCGAGGGCGGAGCAGCGAUGAGAGGCCCCGCCCCCGCCGCCUUUUCCUCCCCUCAGUGUCACGGGAGCAGACUUUUUAGAGACGGACGGCACUGUAAGAUGGAACACGGGUUUCUGAUUCUUGCUUUUGUUUUGUUUUUUAAACGAAGAAGAGUUACAGGGAAAAAGGACAACUCUGGUCUCCGCUGGACGGAGGCUGAUGGCAUUUUGAGUUUGCUUUGGUUUCUUAUUUGUAUGAACAUUAUGAUUAUUUGGGUUGAAGAAGAAGCCAUUGAGUUUGAAGAGAUAUUUUGGAACUACGACCUAUUUUGUACAGCUCUUUUCCUUUUCCUUUUCUUCUCGGAAGUGAACUGGCAUGCCGGGCCCCGGGAAUGCCUUUGGAUUUCCUUCCCGCCGCCGCCUCCAGGAAGAACGCUCAAGUGUUUGUCGUUGUUGGGGUUUUUUUUGGUCUUUUUUCUUUAUUCCUCGCCUACAAGGCCUCAGCUUCCAGCCUUGGACCGUUGUCGGCCGCCGCCGCCUUGAGUUCACCACGUCAAGGCGGACAUUUUGAGAGUGGGCGAGCGUCCAGUCAGGGAAACACGGAAACAAUCAAGACCACCGGGAAGCUUUUGCCUCCCAAACUUCUCGGGAGAAUCUUUGUGAGCGAGGCCAUGAGCGAUGGUACGCGGCUAACGGAAUCGGUCGCACCAAGGCUGGCCCGGGCAGCGGCGGCGCCGCGGUGCUGCGAGGCAUCUGAACUGCCCAAAGAAGAAACGCUCGGCACGGCCAAUCAAAGUCCCCCUUCUCACCACGCCCACGCCAUGGGAUCGGCGCCUCCGGUGGCCACACGUAAAGGCGUUCCCCGCGUUAUCCGAGCAUCUGUCUUUGGCCGUCCCCAUCAUCUCCCGCCGCUCAAAGUUAGGCCUGCGUUUGCCAACUUCUGAAAUAUUCUGAAAGUACAAAUUGAGUCGAUCUUCACUCAGUGAAAUGAGCACCCGCCCCGAAUCGACGCACCAAGUUGGAUGUAUUCUCUGGCUCUCCUGUCGGAACGUUUGGAGACACUGAUCAUGUUGGGGGGGGUUGCGUUUUUUUACUUUUUUUUUUUUUUUGAGGGAGUACUCGACAGCCUUCUGCUUUUGGGGGCUGAUGGGGAGCGGGGGGGGGGGGCAAUUGCGAGAGCCACGCCGUUUGUUUCCUGCAAACACCGAACGCUGAGCCACUUGGGACUGUACGCGCUCGUUCCCGCUCGCCCAGCUUAGCACGGCGUCGGGUUGCUCGCCCAACCUCCUCAAAUGAGUUUUGUUCAUUUAUUUACAGAUUUAUUGGGGCGGUUGAUGAGCCGUGUGCUGGAGGCGGGGCCUCAAAAUAUCGCCGCCUGAAUUUCACCCCCAUUUUUCCUUCCUCUUCAUAUUGCAAACGGGCUCUCGCCAACCGCAAACGUUCAUAUGGGGUGAAUCUAAAAAUGACAUUUCAAUUGUGCGACUUUAUUUUCCAAAACGCUGCACUUACCUCAUCAUCUGAGUUUCUUUGUUCAAUUGUGAAUGGUAAUAUGAACUCAAACUUUUUCGACAACGUUCACCCCGUUGUACUUUGUGCUCAUGGAAUGACAAAGUGGGCGUUUUUUGUCAUCCUAAUCGCGACGAAAGCUAUUUCUCCGUGUUUCUCAUCUCAUUCGAGAAGGUUUAAAACAUGUAAGAUGGCAACUUUGGUUCCAUUUUGCACCGGGUGAGGUGCAUUUUGACGCUUUGGUAAAUUCCGAUUUUUUUUUUUCCCAGCCCGGCUGGCUCUCGCGCUUGUGAUUGGUUUGCUUUCAGUCAAACCCGAAGGAUACCUUUUGCGGCUUUGGCCCCGCCCCCGCGCGCCCGGCACGCGUUCUCCCGACGAGUCGCGGCAACUCGACGGACAAUCAAAAUGUACGAAAAGGUGCCUUGUGUGCGUGGUGGUCACCGAGGCAACUUUUUUGAGUCUUUGUGCUCAACGUGCACUGUACAAACAAACAAACAAAUCUUGUUGUUGUUGUCGUCGUGGUGGUUUUCUACUCCCGUGCUGACCUUCCUACUCUUUUUGUAACACGCUGGACGAGGAGGAAUGAAUCACCGCCGGUGCCCGGUAUGAUCCCGUCCGGGACUCUUUGUUCGCUCCAGCCUUUGAAGCGUCUUCUUCCCAUAUCACCACGGGAGAAGGGGUCCAAAGUGCAUCCAAAGUGCUGUCAGGUGCUGUGUCUACUUGGGUGUUUUUUUUUUUUUUUAGGGGGGGGGGGGUUGUCAUUUUUUUCUAUACAAGUCAGAUAGGAAUUUGACCCCAUUUCUAUGGACACAAGUUUUUCAAUUUUUCUAGCCUAAAAAGGGCAGGCGCAACCACUCGGCUGCUCUCUUUUGUUUUCUACAAUGGCUUUUUCCAAUGUUUUUUGCUUUUAAUCUACAAAAAACAUUUUCUAGAAGUCUACUGUGUCACUCUCAGUUCAAGGGCUUUUUCUCAAUCGAUGUUGGAAAAAAAUGCAUGUCUGAUAUUCCUGAUUACAAGACGGAGCCGUUUGGAGCCUUUUUUAAAAUGUUUUUUUUAAGGCUUGUUUGUUUUUGUUGUGGGGAUUGGGAGGGGGGGGGUCCAAGUAACCCAAUGAUUUCACAGUGUCUGGCGUUUUGCGAGGCCCGGUCCAGAUGUAGCAGUUAGUCGUUUCCUGUCUUUGGGAUGAGCGGGAGGACAUGGGUUGGGAUUGAGUUUUCUCGUGCAAUAUGCUGUACAUAAGAGCUUGGCUCUGCGAAAUCUUACAAUGGCGUCAUUUCUUCUGUUGUUCGAUGGCUACUUUGGGCUCUUUUCUUUUGGUUUUUCAUUAAAGCUUUAUGGACAACAAA
This is a messenger RNA of Hippocampus zosterae (dwarf seahorse), 5109 nucleotides long. It is a transcript of the gene bmf2, whose product is annotated as BCL2 modifying factor 2. The transcript is spliced from 4 exons. The coding region runs from base 1764 to 2300 and encodes 178 amino acids. Gene Ontology annotation, biological process: apoptotic process; negative regulation of autophagy; positive regulation of apoptotic process. Lineage: Eukaryota; Metazoa; Chordata; Actinopteri; Syngnathiformes; Syngnathidae. The record is from RefSeq and is a predicted model, not a curated record. Gene Ontology annotation, cellular component: myosin complex.